AUGUCCGGCCCUCAGCCUGGCGGUGGGUCCGCACACUCACGCGGUGUGAGUGUGGGCAACGGCCCACCCACUGCGGGCAUGGCAGGCCCCUCGCAGCCCAUGGCGCCUCAGGGUGGCGUGCCUCCCGUUGGAGCCGCACCCGGCGGCACUGCGCAGUCGUCCCAGAACCUAAACCAUAUCGUCUUAGAAUACCUUAACAAGAAGGGCUACAACCGAACAGAGGCUAUGCUUCGCAAGGAGUCUGCCAAUCAGGAUGCCGAUGGCCGCCCCAUUGUGACUCGCGCCGAAGACCGGGGUGGUGGUCAGUAUGAAAAAGCUUUCGAAUUGCUUCGCGCCUGGAUCGAGGACAACCUUGAACUUUACAAGGUCGAGCUUCGGCGACUUCUCUGGCCCAUCUUCGUCUAUUCCUACCUCGAGAUGCACAGAGAGUUCUACCAAAAGGACGCUAGUAGCUUCUUCACCAGAUACAAGGACUCUUUCAUCCAGGAACACGACCAAGAUGUUCGUCAGUUGUCGACGAUAAGCCUUCCGGAGCACGUUGCGGAUAGCCACAUCGCAAACAUCUACAGAGGCAACAAAUAUCGCUUGACGUUGAGCAACAUGGCAUUCAACAGCCUCAUCCAAUACCUGGAGUCCAAGGAGAGGGAAGGAGGCUCUGUCAUCAUCAGUCUCAUGAACAAGUUCAUGAACAUCAUCACGCAGGAUCGCACUGCGACCGGCAACGAGAGGAGCCUGGCUGCUAUGAUUGCUCGCGGUAGCGUGGAAGAAGACUUACCUGCCGAAGAUGAGGGUAUUCCUGGUCACAACCCUGGUUCAGCCAACACAGACCGAAAUGCACCUCCGGUUCUCGCGAAGCUGCAACUAGGGGCUCUUCCCAUGGAGCCAGAUUUGAUGGAGGAUGUGCGAGCCGAGCUUCAGGAAGAAGACAGCAAGAACCCUCCACGGCCUGGCCAGAACUCCCUUAUUGAUGAGUUUGAACAACGCAUCAAGCGGGAAUCGUCCGAGGAGGCACCGACUCGUGAAACAGUGCCUUUGCCUCCUUCUCUAGCCCGUGACGUCCUGAUGGAGGUCCAGAAGGUGAAGGAGAACCGUGACAGGUUUAAGAUUGAAGGUCGCACCGGAGGCGUUGGCCCUGGCGUUAGUGUCUGCAUGUUCACCUUCCACAACACAUUUGACAGCAUUAACUGCCUUGACUUCUCUGGCGACAACGAGUUCGUCGCCGCGGGUAUGCAAGAGUCGUACGUCCGCGUAUGGUCCUUGAACGGCAACGCACUCCCAUCUGUGAACCCGAACGAUAAGCCAUCCGCUUCCAAGCGGCUGAUCGGUCACUCGGGUCCAAUCUACGCCGUUUCGUUUUCGCCAUCCACUGCCAACCCUGCCUCCGGAGGGCCUUCGACUCGUUCCAAGUAUCUCCUUUCCAGCUCGGCGGACAAGACCAUCCGUCUGUGGUCCUUGGAGACUUGGACGUGCGUGACAGCGUACAAGUCACACAGCGGGCCUAUCUGGGACGUCAAGUGGGGACCUUUCGGACACUAUUUCCUUAGCGGAUCUCUCGACCGCACGGCGCGUCUUUGGACGACAGACCACAUUGCACCGCACCGACUGUACGUUGGUCACGACAACGACGUGGAUUGUGUGGAAUGGCACCCGAACGGUGCCUAUGUGUUCACGGCCUCGAGCGACAAGACAGUGCGCAUGUGGCACAUCAACGGCAAUCCGCUGCGGAUGUUCACCGGCCACACGAGCAACAUCACCGCACUUGCUUGCUCUCCGAGCGGCAAGAAGCUUGCCAGCGCCGAUGACUCUGGAAACAUCAUCAUCUGGGACAUCGCGGCGGGGUUGCGCAUCAAGCGUAUGCGCGGCCAUAGCAAGGGAGGGGUAUGGUCGCUUUCCUGGAGCGUCGAAUCUUCAGUCAUCAUAUCGGGCGGUGCCGACGGCACUGUGCGCGUCUGGGAUGUGCUCCAAGAGACACCGGAAACUCAGAGCGCCAAUGGCAAAGUGAUUGCGGAGGGCGGCUCGGGCACCAAGAUCGAUGGCGGUGGUUCCGGAUCUGGCGGUGCGAACAAGAAGAAGGCGAAGGAUGUGGUCAUCACGGCAGAUCAGAUAAGCGCGUUUCCAACCAAAAAGAGCCCGGUGUACAAGGUGGAGUUUACGAGGAUGAACCUCGUUUUGGCGGGCGGUGCGUACAUGCCCUGA
This is a messenger RNA of Diplodia corticola, 2196 nucleotides long. Its product is annotated as transcription initiation factor tfiid subunit. Gene Ontology annotation, molecular function: protein binding; RNA polymerase II general transcription initiation factor activity. Gene Ontology annotation, biological process: transcription initiation at RNA polymerase II promoter. The record is from RefSeq and is a predicted model, not a curated record. Gene Ontology annotation, cellular component: transcription factor TFIID complex. NCBI's taxonomy places the organism in Eukaryota, Fungi, Ascomycota, Dothideomycetes, Botryosphaeriales, Botryosphaeriaceae. The transcript has 3 exons. Bases 1 to 2196 code for a protein of 731 amino acids.